Molecule: messenger RNA, 4477 nt
Organism: Papilio polytes (common Mormon)
Lineage: Eukaryota; Metazoa; Arthropoda; Insecta; Lepidoptera; Papilionidae
Exons: 26
Coding region: 80-4291 (1403 amino acids)
Biological process (GO): proteolysis
Molecular function (GO): serine-type endopeptidase activity; protein binding
Source: RefSeq, a predicted model, not a curated record
UUAGCCAAUGGCAGUCGUGUGAGGAAGGUUGUUUUUUAAAAGGUUAAUUUAGCACUUCAUAAAGUGUUAAAUUAGUGAAAUGUUAUACAAAUUGUUUGUUAUCGUAUUCGCAAGCCAAUCUGCAUGGUGUCAAAUACCAAAAGAAAAUGGAUUAAGUAUCAAAGACGAUAAACCGAAAUGCAUACUUCCUGCUUACCCUAAACACGGCAGAUAUGUGACACAGGGCCGGACUGAUGGUAAACCAGGAUCUAUCUACGAAAGUAUAUUACUAAACGUCACUUGUGACAAGGGCUAUGUUGCGAAUGGACAAACCUCCAUUUUCUGCUUCGAAGGAAAUUGGUCGAAUCUUAUUCCAGACUGUAUACGUUACUGCGAACUUAAAUCACAUCCAAGUGUGACUUAUCAUUGUUUAGAAGGUGGUGAAAACAGUAUCAAAGGUGCAAAAGUAUGCGGUUCUUUAGUCCCCUCAGGAACUGUUGUGAGUGCGGAAUGCAAUAAGCCAUAUUACUAUCACUACGGCAUACACCCGUUCAUGCGCUGCAUUGACGGUGUUUUUGAUUACAUCGCGAUCUGUGAACUGGAAUGCGGAACAGUGACGCCGCAAGGCACCGAACUGAUAACAAACGCCCUUGAGGCUGAUAGAGCAGAGGUGCCGUGGCAUAUAGGAGUCUACCGGAAGUCAAAUGGAACCCACAUGUACCAGUGCGCUGGUAGUCUAAUAAGCACAUCAGCUAUCAUUUCAGUGGCUCACUGUUUCUGGGAUAAUUCUAGAACAGCGAAAAGGCCUGCAUCUAAUUUCGCAGUCGCCGCUGGGAAGCUGUACUUACUUUGGGACGAACCUAAAGAUGCAGAUUACGUCCAAAAACGCAACGUGAAAAGCAUACAACUACCUGCCAGAUUCUACGGAAGAAAAGCGAAUUAUCAAGAGGAUAUUGCUGUAUUGAUUGUCGAUCAACUAUUCGAACUGAAAUCUUACUUGAGACCUGUCUGCUUGAGUUUUGAUUUGAAUUUCAAUAAAGCACAAUUACGGAGCGGUAGGUCGGGCAAAUUCAGUGGUUGGGGUUUCACGGAGGAACUGCAACAGUCGUUAAGACUUCGGACUGUGGAUAUGCCGUACAUACCAAUCCAAGAAUGCCUCUCAAUAUUACCCGAAAAUUACAAUAUUUUACUCACCAAUGACAAAUUCUGCGCGGGUUAUACGAAUGGUACCGCAGUAUGCAACGGGGAUUCCGGUGGAGGUAUUACUUUCCCGGAGUUGGAGCGUGGCGUUUUAAGAUACUACUUGCGAGGUGUACUAUCGAUUUCGCCGGCUACAUCGAACACAUGCGAUAUGAAUAGUAUAGCAGGGUACACGGAGAUCUACAAACACCAAGUCUUCAUACAGGAGAGCGUAGAAGAUUCCCAGUGGAUGUGUGCUGACAAUACGUUUAUUAAAACAGCAUUGAGGUGCAAUGGUGUAAUAGACUGCCCUGAUGGCAGUGACGAGUCGACAUGUAAAACAUCACAGACUAACACGACGCAGAAUACGUUUGUCUGCAAAUUGCCGAAGUUUCCCGAUCACGGGACAUACACAGUACAAGGCGAAGAAAAUAUUCGGCCUGGAAUGGUGUUGAUGUCGGUAACGAUGAAAGUGGAAUGUCACCCAGGGUACAUGCUGCAGGGUCCAGAGGUAGUGACAUGUAACACAGGCAAAUGGUCUUCGGAAAUACCUCAAUGCUUACGAGAAUGUACAUUGAAGCCCUUAUUAAAACAAUCGAAUAUGGAAUUCCGGUGCGCUGCUAAAGACGGCUCGGAGAUAUCCUCUCUGUGCGAGGAACGGCAGCCGAAUGGUGCAGUAGUGCGGCCGGAGUGUAAGGCACCUUUUUACUACAGCCCCGCGCCGCUAUCUUUCAUGCAAUGUGUUGAAGGCACUUGGAAUUAUCUGCCAAAAUGCUCACAACAGUGCGGGAUAAUCGCAUCAAAUAAAGAAAGAAAAUCAGCAGUCCCAUACAAUGUCACUAGAGGAGCAUUACCUUGGCAUGCCACGAUAUAUACGAAGAAAACGAAACCGUAUUUAGCUUUAUGCGGGGGGACUAUCGUAAGCCGCACUACAGUGAUAUCAGCCGCCCAUUGCUUCUGGAGUGAAACUGAGAAACAACUGCCUAGUUCGUUAUUCGCGGUGGCGGUCGGCAAAAUCUACAGACCUUGGAACAAUAAGAGGGACGUAGAAGCACAAAAGAUGAAUGUCAAAAGCAUAACGUUACCUAAAAGGUUCUUAGGUGCUGCAACAAACUACCAGGACGACGUAGCAGUGGUGCUUCUCGCUGAACCUAUAGUAUACACUCUGAAUGUUCGUCCUGUGUGCCUCGACUUCGAUAGUGAUUUCAAUAGGAGACAAUUGGAACCGGGAGCAUUAGGAAAGGUGACAGGCUUUGGUUUGGUAGACACAGGAGCUGCAAAACCUCCACCGACACUGAAAUCAAUAGAUAUACCUUAUAUGGACAUUACCGAAUGUAUAAACAACGCGCCUAUGCAGUUCCGAGAGUAUAUAACCUCAGAUAAGAUCUGCGCUGGGUAUAGUAAUGGUACAGAUAUAUGCAAAGGUGAUGGAGGCGGAGGAUUGGUCUUCCCAGAGUUAGAGAAACAAGGAACUCGUUACUUCCUGCGUGGGAUCAUAUCGACCUCGCCGGUGCCUGAUCAAGCUGCUGGGAAUAGACAUUGUCAUAAUAUAGCAAUUAUUACUUUUACGGAAUUGUUUAAACAUGAACACUUCAUUAAAGAGAAUUUGGAGAUCGAUUUGCCUCAGUACGAUGUUAAACCAAAUGGAGGAGGCAGUUCAGUACGUUGUAACGUCAAUCAGUACCGCUGUACGUCAGGCGAGUGCAUUGAUGACGCAUCCAAGUGCGAUGGAAUAAGAGACUGCAAGGACGGCUCAGAUGAAUCUGAUGACGCUUGUUCGGAUGGCAAUCGGGGACAACAUCCAACAACAACAAUGAGGCCGACAACAACAACGACAACAACAACAAGAAGACCAACAACAACUGUUGCGCCUGAUAUGAAUGAAGUAGCAAUCACUGAGAAAUGCAUUUUACCUGCUCAACCUGACAACGGUGUGUACCACGUCUUGUGGCCUAAGGUGGAGGACGAGGAGGCUACCUUCGUUGUACUCCAAUACUCCUGCUACAAGAGGUUCGCGAUGCUGGAAGACCCUAAGGUCUUCUGCUCAGAAGGACUGUGGUCUGGACAGAGGCUCCCACAGUGUUUGCAAACCUGUUAUUUGGAUAAACACGAAAGUAUAAACUAUAACUGUAUCAUAGAGGGUACGGAAACGACAAGACCUUGUAAAGAAUACGAAGUGGAAGGUACCGUGAUCCAGCCGACGUGCAAGGAGCCUAAUUAUUACACCCCGCUCGAGUUGCCUUAUAUGGUCUGUAGAAGAGGCCAAUGGAGUUCCUCCCCUACAUGUGUUCCUGAGUGCGGUACUUUAACUCCUAAGGGUGCACCACUGGUGCUGGGCGGCGAGACAGCGAAGUUCGGCGAUGUUCCAUGGCAUGCUGGCAUCUAUUUCAAGAACGUCGAGAAUGGAACACACGAUCAGAUCUGCGGCGGGUCUCUGAUCAGCAACUCCGUCGUACUGUCAGCUGCUCAUUGCUUUUGGAACGAAAGAGAAAAGAAGUUAUUCAGCAUUAAAAGCUACGCAGUGGCGGUCGGCAAAUUGCACCGAGAUUGGGACAACGUCGCCGACGAGCCGUACGCACAGAAAUCUGACAUUGAGAAGAUAGUUAUAUCGAAGUACUAUCAGGGCCGCGAUCUGUACUACAGGGACGACAUCGCUAUCGUAAUGGUGUCAGGACCCUUCCAGUACCAGACGUACGUGCGACCUGUCUGCCUAGACUUUAGGCAUGACUUCGCCGAGAGCCAGCUGCAGCCUGGCGCUGAAGGAAAGGCGGCGGGUUGGGGCCUCACCACCGGCCUCAAGGGUUCCGAGUCCCGAGAACUGAAGGUAGUCGACAUGCCUUACGUGUCUUAUGUAGACUGCGUGCGUCAAACAUCGCAUGCGUACAAACAAUUCAUCACGUAUGAUAAAAUAUGUGCUGGAGAUAUCAAGGGUAUAAUGCUUUGUCGUGGCGAUAGUGGUGGUGGUCUUGCAUUCCCUGAGACCGUGUUUAAUACUGUAAGAUUCUAUAUUCGUGGCAUCGCGUCAACAAGUCCACCUUCGAAUGAUAACAGUUUGUGUAACACGCACUCGCUCACAGGAUUCACUGCCAUCUCUAUGUAUCAGAAUUUAAUUAAAACGCACUGGCUCACAUAACCCUAGUGAAUAUUUUUUAUACAUAGACUGAUAUUAAAUUUGUCAAUAGACGUUUUGACCCUCUACAUGAAGUUACAAUUUGAUAAUUUGAUACUAUAGGUAAAUCGCGUUGGGCUACAAUCGAUUUUAUUUUAAUACUAGCUGUUCCCGUACGGCUUCAUCGGCAUGAAAUUAUAAAAACUUUCU